This is a messenger RNA of Malassezia japonica, 363 nucleotides long. RefSeq lists its product as uncharacterized. The record is from RefSeq and is a predicted model, not a curated record. Lineage: Eukaryota; Fungi; Basidiomycota; Malasseziomycetes; Malasseziales; Malasseziaceae. Bases 1 to 363 code for a protein of 120 amino acids. The transcript has a single exon.
AUGAGUCUGAACGAGCCCUCCUCGGACAGAGUGCAAGACAUCGAUAUGACCUCUGGGAAUUCGUACGACAUUUCUCCUCACCGAAUCUAUGUACACUCGCUUGACGACUCGGAUUCUGAAACCGAGGAUACCACAGCCAACUACCACGUUAACCCCUAUGUGGCGGAGCAUCUCGGCCAUGCCGCGCGGCCCAAGCCCGAGUCGGUCCCCCGCUGGCUUGCCACAGUGCAAGACAAGCCGCUGAUGGAACACCCCGAAAAAAUACAAAGCCUUGUGCUCUGGCAGCCACCGGCGUGGCAGGCAGAGAGCGCUGCAGGUGAUCGGCCCUCGCCCGACCAGGACGAGGCUAUGGCGGAGUCGUAG